Messenger RNA from Podospora anserina S mat+, 648 nucleotides. RefSeq lists its product as uncharacterized. Bases 1 to 648 code for a protein of 215 amino acids. Gene Ontology annotation, molecular function: hydrolase activity. NCBI's taxonomy places the organism in Eukaryota, Fungi, Ascomycota, Sordariomycetes, Sordariales, Podosporaceae. The record is from RefSeq and is a predicted model, not a curated record. The transcript has 2 exons.
AUGCCAGAUCUCUUCUCUGGCGACCCGGCGCCAAAUUCCCAGGUCAAGGAAGACGACCCCGACAUCCAAGCCGGUGAUGGGGGAGGCUUCUUAGGGAUGUUUAAACUCAAGGCUGUGGAGACGGCCAAGAGCUUCAUGAUUGACAUGUGGCUUGCGCGACACACAGAAGACAAGAUCCUACCCAUCAUCCACAAGGUUCUGGACGCGGCAAAGGAGGAGUUUGCGGAUGCGGUUGGGAAUGGUGGGGGGGUGUAUGCGGUGGGGUAUUGCAUAGGGGGACGGUAUGUCCUGUUGCUGGGGCAACAGAGGGAGAAAAGGGGGGAGGAUGUGGAGCAGGGGGAUGUCAAGGAGGGACCGUGGAUCAAGGCGGGUGCGGUGGCGCAUGCGACGAUGGUGUCGAGGCAGGAUUUUGUGGGGUUGAAGGCGCCGGUUAGCUUGGUCAAUGUGGAGAGCGAUCCUAUGUUUCCUGAUGAGGUGAGGGUUGCUGGGGAGGAUGAGAUGAGGAAGGGGGGGGUGGAGCAUGAGGUGAAGGUUUAUCCUGGGGUUCCGCAUGGUUUUGCUGUUGUGGGGGAGUAUGAGGAUGGGAAUAUCAAGGAGGCGCAGAAGACGGCGUAUGGACAGAUGUUGAAGUGGUUACAGGAUCAUUGA